ACCGAGUCCAUCGAGUUACCAGAUAUCAACAGUGAAUAUAGUGAUAGUGAAGAUGAAACACCAAAGAAUUAUGAACUCCCUAGAUGGGCGGAAUCACCAAAUCUUAAAGCACAAUUACAGAUGCAGUCGACUAUCAAUCCAGAUGAGGUUUUCGGUAUGAUGAGACCACUCUCAAUGGAUGAUAUUUUCGGUGUUGGCCAAGCUACGAAUCCAAACAGACACAAAUUUAGAGCUAGAACUAGUUCUGCUAAUUGGAGUGGAGCUGAUAAGCUCACACCAGCUGAGGAACUCGCGUAUGCCGAAAGGAUGGGUUUC
This is a messenger RNA of Wallemia mellicola CBS 633.66, 315 nucleotides long. RefSeq lists its product as hypothetical. The transcript has a single exon. The record is from RefSeq and is a predicted model, not a curated record. The annotation marks the transcript as partial. NCBI's taxonomy places the organism in Eukaryota, Fungi, Basidiomycota, Wallemiomycetes, Wallemiales, Wallemiaceae.